CGGAGAGGACGGAGGCUGUCGGGUCACCGAUGCUGCAGAAAAUCUAGCUCUCCAGAAAUACCGAAAGGCGGCUAAGUUUUGUUCAGAAUGCGUCCCUAAUCCACCGACUUUGAUUUACAGGGAAGAAACCUAACCUUCUGAUAAAAGCUUCGCUAUUUUUUUAUUAUUCCUGGAGAGCUACUUCGCCUCGUUUCCAAACAUGAUCAGGAGAGGACUGUUCCUUUUGACAAUCCUGUCUAGCUGCGUCCUUUCAUUGCCAGUGACUUCGCGUCAGCUGGAGAAUGAGGACGUAAAGGUGAUGAAAUGCAUCGUGGAGGCGCUGGCAGAUGUCCUAUCGAGGCCACACCCCAUGCCUGUCAGUCAGGAGUGUUUGGUCACACUGAAGACGGAUGACCGGCUUGUUACUAUCCUUCGUCAUCAAAACUUUCUGAAGGAGAUGCAGGAGAUCGCUGCUCAAGGUGGUCGGGGGAGAGCUGAUACGCCUACAGCAGCAGCACCGACCCUUCAGGCUACAGAUGAUGUCCCUGAUCGAUCCAUGUUGGAAGCUUUGGGAGGCCCCGGCGAACGAUCUAUCCUGUCCAAGAGGACGGGAAAUGGAAAAGAUGAAAAGGAUGCGGGCAUGGAAGACAGACAGUCGCAGGGGGACAAUGAAGCUGAAGAAGUGCAGGUGAAACGGGAGAGUGAUGAAAGCCCGGGAAGCCACAUCUCCGAGUCUGCAGAGGAGUGGAGGGAGGGCGAGGAUGAAAAGAGGGAGGAAGAUGAAGAAGGCUAUGACGAGAAGCGAGCAGAGGAGAAUUCAGAAGAGGAGAGCAAAGAUGAUGAAUCAGAUGAGAAUAGAGACACACGCAGAAAGAAAUCAAAAGAAGAAACGUCUGAUGAAGAAGAUGAAGAGGAAGAGACAACUAAGAGGCUCUCACUCUUCCAUAAAAACAAGGGCAAAGAGGAAGGACGUAAGGAGGAGACAAAGCGAGGGAACAGGGAGAGCUUACAGCGGUGGACCAAGGCGACCAAGCCUUUGCUGCUGAAGAAGAAAGCAUCCACAAAGGAGGAGCAACAGGAAAUGCCUCAUCAUUCAAAAGAGAUAGCGGAGGAAGAGGAGGAGGAGAAGAAGAAAAGAAAUGCUCAGAAGAGUCCUGAGGAGAAGGAGCUGCAGAUGAUUGCUCGAAGGACACCGGAGGAGAGGAGGGGGUUGGAGGAAGAAGGGAGCGCCAGCAGAAAGUCAGAGGAGCCGGAGAUUGAAAGUCUGGCAGCCAUCGAGUCAGAGCUUGAAAAUGUUGCCCAGAAACUCCACGAGCUGCGGCGAGGCUGAGAGAAAUCGAAAGAGAGAGAGAGAGAGAGAGAUUGGAACAAAGUUUGACACCGCAACCUCCUCUGCCUCCUCUGCCUCCUCGUCCUCCUCCGCUUUACCAGCUGCCUGGUUUCCACAGAUAGAGCGUGUGAAUGUGUGACAAGAUUUUGUCUUUCCGCUAUUUUUCCUGAGGAGGCCCGACCGCCGCGGCCUCACUCGUGACGUUCACAUAGAGUAGCAUACAGUAGAUGCACAUUGCAGCUAGACGUGCAUACUAACAACACACAAGUGCGCGCAUACCGUGCAUUUGCGUGCGUAACAUUUCAGAAGAUUCCCGAAGAAAGGCGACUUGUUCAGCUUCAUUUUCUCCGACAAUCAUGUCUCUGUUUCUGUAAACGUAUCUCUUCUGCUUUUUAGAUUAUUUCAACGGUGCGCACUGAUUCAUUGUGAGAGGUUAAGGCAAAUCCAGGUAUACACCUACAAGGUGAGGUUGUACAGUAAUGGCAUGUAUACAUGUACAAAGCUCUUUCUGGAAUGCUCAUUUACUUACAAAGUUAAAGAUAGAGAAGACUUAGAUGAUUGUCAUAGAUGCAGUUGAUGCAAAUCAAGCCAAGGCAAUAAGUGAUUUUUAGCGGAUUAAUGUCUGGGGUGUGAUCUGUACUGAAUUUAUGUAAGAAAAUCAAUAAAUUGAAUAGUUUAUCUGGAAUUCUCUAA
Molecule: messenger RNA, 2002 nt
Organism: Oreochromis aureus
Lineage: Eukaryota; Metazoa; Chordata; Actinopteri; Cichliformes; Cichlidae
Gene: chga
Product: chromogranin A
Exons: 8
Coding region: 200-1309 (369 amino acids)
Biological process (GO): defense response to bacterium; negative regulation of catecholamine secretion; negative regulation of insulin secretion
Cellular component (GO): chromaffin granule
Source: RefSeq, a predicted model, not a curated record